Pteropus alecto (black flying fox) is the source of this 1917-nucleotide messenger RNA. RefSeq names its product TAP binding protein like (gene TAPBPL). The record is from RefSeq and is a predicted model, not a curated record. The transcript has 7 exons. Bases 326 to 1690 code for a protein of 454 amino acids. NCBI's taxonomy places the organism in Eukaryota, Metazoa, Chordata, Mammalia, Chiroptera, Pteropodidae.
UUGGCUGGUGGGGAGCAAAAGGGUGCACGCUGUGAAGUCAGGCCUUGAAAUCGCCACGAGAUUUGGCGGGGGAGGGAGGUGGGAAGAAAAGAGAACUGUGACUAGAACUCUGGCACCAGCCACAAAUGGCUUCACCCAGAGGCAAAGGCAGCCACAGUGACACUUCCUCAAAGCGAAAGUGAAAGAAAGAGAAGUGGGCCGAGGACAGAAGGAAGAGCAACCAGCAAAACACGUUUGGAGAGACCUUCCUUCUCCAGCCAGGACCUUGCAAACAGGGAGGCCGUGGAGAAGGGCAGCCGGUGCGGGGGGCCUGAGAGCAGCCUCCAUGGGGAUGGAGGAGGGGUGGUGCCUGCUGCUCUGCUUGGCUCUGUCCGGAGCGGCAGACACAGCAGAAAGCCAGUGGCGGCCAGUGGAUGUGGUCUUGGACUGCUUCUUGGUGGAGGAAGGCAGGCAUCGUUCAGGUUUUCCUAGCAGCGAGAACAUGGUGAAAGCCUUGCUGGUGCUGAGGCAGGUGCCAAUGCUGGACGAUGGCUCCCUGGAAAGCUUCACUGAUUUCCAAGGAGGCACACAGGCCAAAGACGGCUCACCUGUUACCUUUGAAGCCUCAGUGGACCUGGUACAGAUUCCCCAGGCUGAGGCCUUGCUCCAUGCUGACUGCAGCGGGCAGGAGGUGACCUGUGAGAUCUCCCGCUAUUUUCUCCGGGCCAGACAAGAGGCCACUACUGAGACAGCUGCGUGGUUCAUUACCAACAUGCAGAUAUCUGAAGGGGGACCUAGCGUCUCUAUAGUGAUGAAGACUCUCAGGGAUGCUCACGAUGGGGCUGUUUUGCACCCCACACUGCACCUACCCCUGGGCCCGCAGGGAACUGUGCAGACCGCAGUGGAGUUCCAGGUGACAACACAGACCCCAUCCCUGAAUUUCCUGCUGGGGUCCUCAGCCACCCUGCAUUGUGGCUUCUCAAUGGCACCAGGCUCGGACCUCACCAGCGUGGAGUGGCGGCUACAGCAUAAAGGCAGUGGCCAGCUGGUGUACAGCUGGACUACAGGGCAGGAGCAGGUCAAGCGGGAGGGCGCUACCCUGGAGCCUGAGCAGCAACUCACAGCUGGAAAUGCCUCCCUCACCCUCCCCGGACUAACUGUGAAGGAUGAGGGGGCCUACAUUUGCCAGAUCACCAGCUCUCUGUACCAAGCUCAACAAAUCAUCCACCUCCACAUCCAAGCUUCCCCCAAAGUACAACUGAGCUUGGCAAGUAAAGCUCUGCCACUCACCCUCAUCUGCAACAUCGCCGGCUAUUAUCCUCCGGACAUAACUGUGACAUGGAUCCGAGAGGAGCUGGGUGGAGCCCCAGUCAAAAUCUCUGAUGCUUCCUUCUCCAGCCUCCGGCAAAGCCAAGCAGGCACCUACAGCAUCUCCUCCUCUCUGAAAGCAGAACCUGGUUCUGCAGGUGCUACUUACACCUGCCAGGUCACCCACGUCUCCCUGGAUGAGCCCCUUCAGGCCAGCACCUGGACUGCCCCACCAGACCAGAGAACUACGGCCUUUGGAGUCAUUUUUGCCAGCAGCUUCUUCUUUCUUGCACUGUUGUACUUGGGGCUUCAGAGAUGGCAAGCUACCUCACCCAAGGUCUGUCAAGACUCUAAGACCCAUUGGGUAGCCACUCUCCUGCCUGAGAGUAAAAAGAAAGACUAAUCACGUUCUCCCAGAAGGACUCUAAGCCUGGGCCCAGAGCUCAAAAAAGCCCCGAGAAAAGCAUAAAGAAAGCACAGAUCACGGCAGCUCUGGCUCUGAAUGUGCACAGGCAUCUGCCUUCACUGUGUCCCUGGACUAAACAGAGAAAACACGAAGAGGUGAGAGGGCAGCAGGAAGGCAGAAUGUCCGGGGAGAGGCUGACAGAUCUGAGGUGCGGUGGUAGGGAA